This is a messenger RNA of Phyllotreta striolata, 2867 nucleotides long. Lineage: Eukaryota; Metazoa; Arthropoda; Insecta; Coleoptera; Chrysomelidae. The record is from the annotation of a GenBank genome assembly.
UUCCGAAUCAUAAAUUCAAUUAAUCUAAAUUACAUAUUUCUGAAUUAAUUUGAAAGAAAUUGUACACUAUACAAAAAAUAGUAAAAGAUUUGUUUUUUGAAGCAUUUGCAAUAAUCAUUUGUUUUUAUUUAGAUGGUGUUUCUAUUGAUACAUUGGCCACCACUGCGGCUACUUCACCAAACGGCUCAACUGCUGAAUUUAUGGUUACUGGACCAGCAAGAUUUGACAAACAGCCUCUCGAUCAUUUAGAAAACAAAAUCAUUCAAUAUUUGGCGAGUAUAAAAAUAUUGUGUGAGCAAACCUUGACUGUAGUAUCUCAAACUUAUCGUCAACCGGCGGCUAAAUGCUUAAAACCAGAUAACUUACCAACAGAAUUUCCGUUGAAAAAUAUUGAUGAUUUGAAUCUUAUAGAUAAAUACUUGGACGAGAAGAUUAAUCGUGAUGUAUUGAUUUCUUAUUUGUCGUCUUUGGGAGGCAAUAAUGGAGUAAAUAGUAUUACAAACAGAAUCUUAAAAAGUGUUCUAGCGUUACAAUUGGCCCAGUUCUUGAGUUGGUUAGGAACAAGAAACAACAAAUUGAGUUUUUCUAAAUUCCAUUUGUGUAAUGUUAUAAUAAAUGCUGUGAAAAUUUCAACUUCUGCAACUACAGCACAAGUGGAAAAUGCGAUAAAGGGUUGGUUGAAGCAUGCACCACAAGUUUUAAAAAACGAGUUGGAAAGGCGUCAGAGCAGUAACGGACAAGAUGUACAAGAAAACUUGCAUAGGGAAGCGGCAAUUAUACCGCAGGAUUAAUGCUUGUAAGAGAGAAAUUAUUUCUACCUUUUUAAAGACUGAUAAUUCAGCAUUACAAAUUAGUAAUAGAGUUUUGGUGCCUUCAAAUAGUGAUUUUUCUACACUGAGUAAUAAUACAAGUCUUGCAGAACUGAACACAAUGCGGACAUUUGGUUUUACUCAUGAAAUAUUUGAAUCUUGUGAAUUUGUGAUUAACUCAACUAGUAAUAGUUAUAAUUGUAAUCCGCAAACAUUUGUCGAUAAAUUAAAGCAGUGGGCUAUCACAUCUCCUUCGUUGACAAGAUCAGAUAUUACUAAAUUACUUCACAUUUUAAAUAAAUUUUUUCCCGAUUUAAAACUUCCGAAAGAUAGCAGAACUUUUCUGGAAACUCCGACUAAUAUUAAUAGCAUAAAAUUGAACAACGGGACAUUCGUUUAUUUAGGAUUAAAUAAAUAUUUGAAUAACUUUUUAAGUAAUAUUGACAAUUAUCAAUUAGAUGUUUUAAAGUUAACAAUAAAUAUAGAUGGUUUACCACUAUUCAAAAGCUCUAAUUCUCAAUUGUGGCCAAUUUUAGGCUGUAUCAACUAUCUUAAUAAUACUCCGUUUCCAAUUGCACUUUUCUACGGCACUUCAAAGCCUGAACCUUUAGAAACUUUCUUAAAGGAUUUAAUAGAUGAACUUGACCCUCUUUUAACAUUAGGAUUUAGGUAUAAAAAUAAAGUAUAUAAACUAGAGAUAUUAUUUAUAUGUGAUGCUCCGGCAAGAGCAUACAUCAAAUGUAUAAAGUCCCAUGGUGGAUAUAGUUGUUGUGAAAGGUGUUUUGUUGUGGGUGAUUACGUCAAGGGAAGGGUGAUUUAUAAAUCAUUAUUAUCCAGAAAACGUACAAACGAAUCAUUUCGUUCGCACAUUGAUGAAGAUCAUCAUACUGGCGUAUCGCCCUUAACUAAUCUUCCAAUUAAUUUAAUUAAUGCGUUUCCGAUAGAUUAUAUGCAUAAUAUAUGCCUCGGAGUAAUGCGAAAACUUUUAACUACAUGGAUCUCUGGCUACCCUCAUACAAUUCGAAUGCCCAGUAAAUCCGUUAAGGAAGUUUCUAGUUUAUUGUUAUCCUUUAAAAAGCACUUUCCUGUAGAAUUUAACAGAAAAGCUCGCUCUCUUUCUGAGUUACCAAGAUGGAAAGCUACCGAAUUUAGAACUUUUCUACUUUAUUUGGGUCCAUUAGUCCUUAAAAAGUACACGGAUAUUGCAAUUUUUGAACAUUUUCUCCUAAUUCAUGUAGCUUCAACAAUUUUAAUUUGUGAUAGCCAUAUUGCUUUAUUUGGAACCGAUGAUGCAGGACAUUUUUUAAAUAUUUUUGUUAAACAUUGCGAAUAUAUUUAUGGUCCUGAAUUUUUAAUAUACAAUAUCCAUAUGUUAUCACAUUUAACAGAAGAUGUGCAAAUGUAUGGCACUUUAGAUAACUUUUCGGCUUUUCCUUUUGAAAAUUAUUUGAAUCAAUUGAAACGGAAAAUUAAAUCAACCGUUAAUCCAUUGGCAGAAAUUUAUAAUAGGUUAAUUGAAAAUAAUAUUUUUAAUAGUGGAAAGAUAUCAGGUUCACAUUUAGAUAUUGAAUUAAAAUUUGAAUACAAUCAGACGGUCGAAGUUCCGCUGGUGGAUCUCAGUAUACCUUACAAACAGUACAAACAAUUAAAGCGUAAGAAUCUUACGUUUUCUAUAUAUAACUACAGUGAAGGUGAUUGCUUUUGUAUUUUACUUACGAAAGAAGUUGUCAAAAUAACUAAUAUUGUAAAACAGUUAGGAAGAAUCCUCAUUGUCGGUAAAAAAUUUAAUUCUUACAGUUCGUUUUACAAAUAUCCUAUACAAUCCAAAAUCUUAUUAAUAUAUAAAGUAUCCAAUCUUUCGUCACAUUACUCUGUGUUUUCGUUGGACGAUGUAAAGGCUAAGUGCUUUUUGUUACCUUAUAAACCAAACAUAUGGAUAUCUUUUCCAAUUGUACAUUCCAUAAAAGAAUAGCAUAGUUUUUUAAUUUUUAAUAAUAUUUAGCUAAAUAUAUGCUGAUUAUUAUUGAUCGACAAUAUCGAUGUUAGUUUAUAGUUUUC